Strongylus vulgaris is the source of this 159-nucleotide messenger RNA. The record is from the annotation of a GenBank genome assembly. NCBI's taxonomy places the organism in Eukaryota, Metazoa, Nematoda, Chromadorea, Rhabditida, Strongylidae.
CUUCGUCGUUUCAGAGGAGAGAAGCACGAAGAGCAACUUGCGAAACGUCAUCAGGACCAACUCGAAUUGUUGGAACGUGAAGCUGCUAAGGCUUUGGAGCAGGAAGAGGCGAAUUUUAAAGAAGAUCAGUUGUCAUCCAAACCAGCGUCCGUGGUGUGA